Messenger RNA from Akanthomyces muscarius, 1554 nucleotides. RefSeq lists its product as uncharacterized. Gene Ontology annotation, molecular function: zinc ion transmembrane transporter activity. Bases 1 to 1554 code for a protein of 517 amino acids. Lineage: Eukaryota; Fungi; Ascomycota; Sordariomycetes; Hypocreales; Cordycipitaceae. Gene Ontology annotation, cellular component: membrane. Gene Ontology annotation, biological process: zinc ion transmembrane transport. The record is from RefSeq and is a predicted model, not a curated record. The transcript has 4 exons.
AUGGCCGUCACGAACGGACUCGACAACGACGUCCGCGGAUGGAUUCUGUGCAUCAUCAGUGGCAUCGCCUGUGUCUUUGGAGCCAGCGUCGUCUGCGUCGAUCUUCUCAUUCGCCUGCUACCUGGCAAAUCCAACUUUCGCAUUCAAGAAAGCAAUGUCUUUCUGGCUUGCUCUCUCAGCCUAAGCUUUGGCGUCAUGAUGUUUUCGUCAUUAUACACCGGCCUCCUCAUUAUGGGUUGCUUUAUUGGCGGCUUCCUCGGUAUCCAGGCCGUGUCGCGCUUCUUGCACUCGUAUAUGCCCUCGCAUGUCGUUGACUGCGACCACACUCAUAAAGACUCAUCACAUCCCGACGGCGAGGACGGCCACCAGCCUAACGGCCAUAACCACGCUCACCACGGCGAGCCUCACAACUCUGCGUCGUCUGCUUUCUCACAAAGCAGACGCCCGCGCCAACCGUCGCCCUAUGCGCAGGCGCAUCACCACUCGCACGGACCAAAUGGGCACACUCAGGACCCUGCUGUCGAAACGACACCUUUACUACCAGCCUCGAAACACAGCGUUGCGCCCUUUCGCGGUCGCGGCCGUGCUAGAACAGAGGACGUUGACGGGCCCCGCAGACCAUCGAUGCUCGAGGUCCAGAAGCGCGUCAUGUCCUUUGUUAAAGAUACCAAAUCUCAGUGCGAUGAAGGGGGCUCCUGCUACGGCUACUCUGACCCCUGUGGCCAGGAGUGCUUCAAGCAUAUCUCGUACCGCGCCGUGAAAGCUAGCAGAUCACAGACCCGACUACGAACCACCAUGGGCUCUUUUCAUCCACCACAGAUUUCGACCAGCCUCGACGCCGAUCGCGAUUACGCCGACUCUCUCGUGAGUCCCAUGUACCGCACCAGCCGUGCCGCGUCGCGGGACGGUGCUCUGCGACCCCCGGUAGAAAGUGUACACGAGGAUGACGAGGGGCAGCCCAGCGACGCAGACGCCCACGAUCAUGUGAGCGAGGCCGGCCACAACCACGGCUCCUACGCUGCAAGCCACGGUGAGGACGUUGAGGCGCAGCAGCACCAUCACCACGUCCCCACAAACGCUUUCCUCGCCAUUGGCCUGCAGACGUCCAUCGCCAUUACGCUGCACAAGCUGCCCGAGGGUUUCAUCACGUACGCGACCAACCACGCCAACCCGGAGCUGGGCUUCAACGUGUUCAUGGCGCUUUUCGUGCACAACAUCACCGAGGGCUUCACCAUGUGCCUGCCGCUUUACAUGGCCCUCGGCUCGCGCUGGAAGGCCAUGGCCUGGUCCGCCCUGCUGGGCGGCAUGUCUCAGCCGUUUGGCGCCGGGAUUGCGGCCCUGUGGUUCAAGCUCGCCAACAGGACCAAUAUGCAGCCCAACGCUGUCGCGUACGCAUGUCUCUUUGCUGCGACGUCGGGCAUCAUGGUCAGCGUGGCGCUGCAGUUAUUUGUCGAAGGCCUGAGUCUGAACCACAACCGCAACCUGUGCAUGUUUUUCGGAUUCUUGGGCAUGGCGAUCCUGGGACUUUCCAACGCAUUAUUUGCGGCGCAUUGA